CUUUUAGAGCCUGUUUGUGACGGGAAGCCCAGCAGCAGAGCAGAGCCCUCUGACAGAACCGACAUCCUCGCCCUGGCUGAUGACCUUCAUUUACCUGUUGCUGCACCUGAAGUUCCCUCCUCACCAAGACAUGAAUUUCCUGCAGACUGGAGCAUUAAAACACGAGCUCUAUUUAUGUCUUCCCAACCUUUUACCUGGGCAGAGCAUUUAAAAGCACAAGAAGAAGCUCAAGGGUUUACUCAGCAUUGCAGAGCUACAGAAGUAAACUUGCCACAGAGCAUAGAGGAACCAAAACUGUCAACGGAACUGCGUUGUGCCUUCCAGCAAAGCCUCGUUUACUGGCUUUACCCCAGCCCCGUUUACUGGCUCCCCCCUUCGCUGCCAUGGCUGCAGCUGUUCCCUCGGAUUGGAGCAGACAGAAGAAUAGUCGGGAAGGCCAGUCCGUGGUCACAGGAUGAAGCCUUGCAACAAAUGCUAAUGAGUGACUGGUCUGUCAGCUUUACUUCUCUCUACAAUCUGCUCAAAGCCAAGCUGUGUCCCUACUUCUAUGUGUGUACCUACCAGUUUACCGUCCUGUUCCGUGCAGCUGGGCUUGCAGGGAGCAAUGUCAUCACUGCUGUCAUUUCUCCCACGACGAGAGGUUUGAGGGAAGCCAUGAGAAAUGAAGGCAUAGAAUUCUCUUUACCUUUGGUAGAAGAAAGUAGAGCCAGAAAACAGAGAAACUCUGAAGUCAAUUUGGAAACAGAAGGUGCUAACGGCCUCGAAGCAGGCAAUGGCAUGGAAGGUGGAGAGGAACCAGCUCCAAGUGAUGAAGAUGAUGAUGAAAGUUUCUCUUGGCUUGAGGAGAUGGGAGUCCAAGACAAGGUUAAGAAACCAGAUGCUAUUUCUAUUAAACUCCGUAAGGAGAAAAAUGAGGUGCAGAUGGAUCACAGGCCGGAAUCCGUUGCAUUAGUGAAGGGAACAAAUACAAUCACCUUGCUAAACUUCCUGAUAAACUGUAAGAGCCUCGUGGCUGUUGCGGGUCCACAAGCAGGGCUUCCACCAACGUUGUUGGCCCCUGUUGCUUUCCGAGGUGGAACAAUGCAAACACUCAAAGCUCGAAGUACAAACGCCAAAGCCAGGGUGCGCUUGGGGUACGAGGAUAUAUUCAGUUUGGAGGUCGUAGGUCCUGUCAUGCCUCAUUCCCUGCAUUUGCUGACGAUGCUGCUCAGGCCUGCGCAGAGGGGAGCAUUCUCUGCCAUGUUACACACGCACGAGCCAACCGCCGUGUUUAACACUGACCUCGACAACGCGAGCCCUGCCUUGAAUAAGGAAACUGUAUGCAGAGAUCUUUCUCAGUAUGGACUGCAUCCUAAGACUGUGGAUCAACUGAGCCAGUGUCCAACACUGGGAAAAUCUUCCAUCCGAUUUCUAGAAAUGAAGGAUUACACCUACACCUGGCAGUCCUAA
Apaloderma vittatum (bar-tailed trogon) is the source of this 1449-nucleotide messenger RNA. It is a transcript of the gene DONSON, whose product is annotated as downstream neighbor of SON. Gene Ontology annotation, cellular component: nucleus. The annotation marks the transcript as partial. NCBI's taxonomy places the organism in Eukaryota, Metazoa, Chordata, Aves, Trogoniformes, Trogonidae. The transcript is spliced from 9 exons. Gene Ontology annotation, biological process: nuclear DNA replication. The record is from RefSeq and is a predicted model, not a curated record.